AUGUCAUCGGAUCAGGAAAUAAGUCAAUUUUUGCAUCUAGCAGUUUCCAAAAAAGGCAAGGCUAAACCAUCCUCUCAAGUUGUCCCUUCGUCAUUGUUACAUUCCGUAAAAAUGCCUUUCGAUGCGGCAAAGGCCGAUGCUGUCAACGGCGCAAAGCUCUUCAAAACCCGUUGCGCCCAAUGCCAUACAGUCGAGGCAGGAGGAUCAAAUAAAGUAGGGCCAAAUCUUCACGGCCUUUUCGGCAGGAAAUCUGGUCAGGUUGCUGGUUUUUCGUACACUGCCGCCAAUCAAAACAAGGGUGUAAUCUGGAACGAGCAAACUUUAUUUGAUUAUCUCGAGAAUCCCAAAAAAUAUAUCCCCGGAACUAAGAUGGCUUUCGCCGGAUUCAAGAAGGAACAAGAUCGUAACGAUGUUAUUGCUUAUUUGAAAGAUUCAACCAAAUGA
Molecule: messenger RNA, 444 nt
Organism: Acaulospora morrowiae
Lineage: Eukaryota; Fungi; Glomeromycota; Glomeromycetes; Diversisporales; Acaulosporaceae
Source: the annotation of a GenBank genome assembly